This is a messenger RNA of Wyeomyia smithii (pitcher-plant mosquito), 6528 nucleotides long. It is a transcript of the gene ChT, whose product is annotated as high-affinity choline transporter 1. Gene Ontology annotation, molecular function: choline:sodium symporter activity. Gene Ontology annotation, biological process: transmembrane transport; choline transport; acetylcholine biosynthetic process. The transcript has 10 exons. Gene Ontology annotation, cellular component: plasma membrane. The record is from RefSeq and is a predicted model, not a curated record. The coding region runs from base 1833 to 3635 and encodes 600 amino acids. NCBI's taxonomy places the organism in Eukaryota, Metazoa, Arthropoda, Insecta, Diptera, Culicidae.
UUCGACAGUCACAGUCCUAAUUCUACCGCUGGAAAAGUCGGUCGGUUUUUGAAGCUCUCGUGGGGGUCCUAAGUUUUCAACCAGGGUGCAGUUCAAAAACGGUGCCAUCUUUGCAAUUGUUUUUCGUUUUGGGAAGUGGACUGAGUUGGUGCAAAGUGGGACUCAGUCUGUUAUCGUAGCGAAUGGUGUUUCUACGUUCCGUCAGUACCAGUCAGCAGCCAUUACAGUUCCUCAGUGUUCAAAUGUGAAAAUUUUUCAAUUGCUUUACUCCUUCGACAGAGUGUGGGUAUCCAAGUAAACGUGGAGAGAGCUUUCCACUGUAGGCUACCUGUGAAACGGGCGGUGAAUUGCAUCGAGGUCGCUACGAGGUCAUUUCCUAGUGCAUCGAUAUAAUGGGUAGAUUUUUCCAUUUCAUAAGAAACCUCGAUGAGCUGAAUAAUAGCCUAAUGUGACGCUUCGGAAACAGGAUGAUUAUGUAACGUGAUUUGGAUACAUAUAUUUAUAUUGCCUUUGGGCCAUUCUGUCUGCUCAGUGUUAUUUCGGAGAGCUGCUUUGAGUACCUCGCAUUUGGAAGCAGAAACGGACGGUGAUUGUGUGGGUUUGCAUGUGCUAAGGCAAAAACUUUCAUUCAUCACAGUAUCCACCAACUUUCCGAACUGAAUGUCGAAAGUGAAUAAAAAGCGUCUGGAAGGAUACGUGGGUUUUUCUUAGUAGCAGUAUAUGUGCACGUCUGUUUGCCGCGACCGUGUUUGUCUCACCCCGGAGGAGCUUUUGCGAGAGCGAACUUCUAUGUUACUCGGAGGAUCGCUGGAUCGACGUUUACCUUGUUUCUGGCCAGAGCAAUCUGAGGCUGCAUCUCGGUAAAGGCGCACAUGUGCGGGUUACGUUUUAGAACAAGAAACUCUCCGUCUCAGAAGACAUCCUUACGUUGGGGUGACAGCUGCUCUCAGUGAACAGUUCGGCACUACCGGAAGCGGCGCACUACAAUCCCACCAUAGAGAUCGCCUACAUCUCCGUCGUCGUCGCCAUUUCGCCGUUUCAUCGUCUAGAUCGGAACUCUGGAGUGAAUCGAACUAUAAACUAAUACGUAAAACUGUUACUCAGUGGGCGUACACACGUGAAAAAAUCAAUAUUAACAAAAAAAAUGGUUGCUAUCAAAAUGUUAAGUGCUAGCUUUAAGUGUAAAAUAUCUGUGAUGUGUUUAAGAGUCUACAAAUACAUGUUCUAAGAUUUCAUAGCAGGUGGUACAGGAGCAAACGAGUAGUUUAUAAAGUUAUUAGUUGAGCAAGAGCCUCCCCUAUAUACGCUGUUUCGCCCUCCACCUCGUUUUCCAUCGUAAAAGCACUCACGUGAAGCGAAGUUAUCCGAGUGCACCUUCACUCCAAAGAGCCCAACUGUACCCGUGUCCAACAUUUGAAUCCCCGAGAACAAUAAUUUUAAAGAUAAGAACAACUCAUCCUCUUCGCAAACUCCUCCAGAGGUGGUCAGGAAGGAACGGUCUCAAGGCGACAAAUCAUAUUGUCAGCAUCAAUAAGGAUUUAUCCGGCGACAACGAAGUAGUUAUCACACCCCCUCUAGUCUUCUCGCACAACACGCAACUUAAAGAAAAUAUCGUAAGAAUAUAAUAGAAAGCAAAGCUUUAAGUAUAGUUAAGCUAUACCCACCCCCAAUCAAGAGUGGCUACUCAUAUUAAUCAAACGAUUUUCGAAACCCGGAAAGCAAAACGGAACAAACUCUGCAAACAAAACUGUUGGUUGAUAGAUUGCGUUUAGACGUAUCUGCGUUCGUGUUCAGAUUUCAAGUUCAAGCGGAACAAGCGUAAGGCCGUCAAAAUGAUAAACAUCGCCGGCGUAAUCAGUAUUGUGCUGUUCUACAUCCUGAUUCUGGCUGUCGGAAUAUGGGCCGGCCGGAAGAAGGAAAGCGGCAACGACUCCGAGGAGGAGGUCAUGCUCGCGGGUCGCUCGAUCGGCCUGUUCGUCGGUAUAUUCACGAUGACAGCAACAUGGGUCGGCGGAGGCUACAUCAACGGCACUGCGGAAGCAAUCUACACAUCCGGUUUGGUUUGGUGUCAGGCCCCGUUCGGGUAUGCUCUAAGUUUAGUAUUUGGUGGAAUUUUCUUUGCCAAUCCGAUGCGGAAGCAAGGUUAUAUCACUAUGCUUGACCCACUGCAAGACAGCUUUGGUGAACGCAUGGGUGGAUUGCUGUUUUUACCGGCGCUAUGCGGUGAAGUGUUCUGGGCUGCCGGUAUCCUGGCCGCACUUGGUGCCACCUUGUCGGUUAUUAUCGACAUGGAACAGGAGACCUCGGUCAUCCUGUCCGCGUGCAUCGCGGUGUUCUACACCCUCUUCGGAGGGCUGUAUUCGGUAGCAUAUACCGACGUUAUACAGUUGUUCUGUAUCUUCAUUGGUUUGUGGAUGUGCAUUCCGUUUGCCUGGACAAACGAUCACGUCAAGAGCCUUUCGUCGAUGGACGUCGACUGGAUCGGUGAAAUUGGUGAAGGCUAUCACUGGUACUAUGCCGAUUACGGUUUGCUGCUGAUUUUCGGAGGCAUUCCGUGGCAGGUCUAUUUUCAACGAGUUUUGUCCAGCAAAACAGCGGGACGUGCACAAAUACUGUCGUACGUGGCAGCAUUUGGCUGUAUUCUGAUGGCAAUCCCUCCGGUUUUAAUCGGAGCAAUCGCAAAGGCAACUCCAUGGAAUGAAACCGACUACAAGGGGCCUUGGCCUUUAACUGCACAGGAAACCAGUAUGAUCCUGCCGAUGGUGCUGCAGUACCUGACACCGGAUUUUGUUUCCUUCUUCGGCCUAGGGGCCGUCUCGGCGGCUGUCAUGUCAUCGGCCGAUUCGUCAGUAUUAUCCGCCUCGUCGAUGUUUGCCCGCAACGUCUAUCGGCUCAUCUUUAGACAGCGUGCUUCGGAAAUGGAAAUUAUUUGGGUGAUGCGGAUUUCAAUCCUGGUUGUAGGCAUCCUGUCUACCAUAAUGGCACUGACGAUACCGUCUAUCUACGGCUUGUGGUCAAUGUGCUCCGAUCUGGUGUAUUGUAUUCUGUUUCCACAGCUGCUAAUGGUAGUGCACUUUAAAAAGCACUGCAACACUUACGGAAGUUUGUCGGCGUAUAUAAUUGCGUUCCUGGUUCGGUUGUCCGGUGGGGAAGCGAUACUCGGACUGCCGGCUUUGAUCCACUAUCCGGGUUACGUCGCCGAAACCGGGACACAGAUGUUCCCCUUCCGUACGAUGGCUAUGAUCAUGAGUUUGAUCACACUGAUAGGUGUCUCCUGGUGGACAAAAUGGGUUUUUGAAACCGGUCGAUUGGCUCCGAACUACGACUACUUCCGCUGUGUGGUUAAUAUUCCGGAAGAGCUGCACCGGGUCGAGGAACCGUCCGAUUCCGGCGAACAAAUGUCGGUGAUGGCCGGUGGAAUGACGCGUAUGUACGGUGCGGCCACCAUGGUCGGGAAGGACGAACGUAAUGGACGGAUCAAUCCGGCCCUGGAAGCGGAUGACGAUUUGCCGGUGGUGGAAGCUCAACGUCAGAUGCAGUUCGGUACGGUCGGCGGUGGCGGCGGUUUCAUACAGGGCAGCAGCAGUGUGGUCCCCGGUGCUCACGGCCAGUCGCAGGGUCAUACGGCUUUCUGAAAGACAAUGCCACAGUAAGGUGGGCUGGUGCCGAUCUUCUGGUGCAGUCUGUAUUUGUGCUUGUGGAAAAGGGGAGGUCACAUCCGAUGUUCGCGGAUUUUAAUCUACUAGUGGAACUGGUUUCCACGGUUCAUCUAGUAUUAGUGAGAGACGCUGAUCAUUCACUGAUGGAAAUACGAACCAUUAACUGAUACAUAUCAAAUAUUAUUAUUGAGUUAAACUCAGAAACAACCGAUACAUAUCAAACUAGACAUUAGACCGCAGAAGAACAAAACCAUUUAACGACAAUUUAAACUCUACCACACAUAUUAACAAAAAUCCAAUGGAGUUAAAGUAUUAUCGAAAUGAGUGUGAGUUUUCAACAGUUCGAUUUGGAAGAAAAGUGAAACGCAGCAAUUCUAGAAUUAAAAGUCAGGAGGUGGUUUUGCUUGCAAUUUGUUGCUGAUUCGGUACGGUACGAGUGGAUGUCGAGUUUGACACCAAAAAGUGUUAUUUUACGUGUGCACCAUGCAAAACAACAAAUGUACAAAAUUUAUAAUUUAUCUCAGAUUUUAUUGUUUUAUUCAUAAGGCGAAUCAGCCGCAGGCUGAACAAUAGAAGACAACCAAAAUUGUUUUAUUAUGCAAGUGUUUUUAAAAGUAUGUGGAUGUAAAAAAUUUACUCUAUUGUUGUUGGAUAAUAUAGUUUAUUUGAAAGUACAAGGAAGUUUCGAGGCAAAAGUUAAGCUAGGAACAAAAGUCGGAUAAAGGUGCUAGAGCUUAGGUGAAUGAAACAUUGUUAGUGAAACAUUGCUUAACCAGAAUCUGUUGCUUGGCAGGCAAUCAUGGAUGCAGUUUCAGUUUGUGUUGCUAGUCUAUUAACGCGUUAAUCAUUUAUGAUUUUAUGAAGAGAAUACAAAGAAUAAUGUGUCGCUUGUGAGUUGAAAAAGUACUAAUAGAACUGAUUAUGUAAUAAAGCAACUAAAAAAUCGUAGUCAUAAUUUUACCGGUAUAGCAAUUAUUACUGAAAACUGUAGGUGUUUUAAUCAGAACUCUAGAAUAAGUGAUGAAACUAAGGCAAUUAAUAGCAGACGAUAAGCGAAACCUUAAACAUAUCAAUGGUGCCCUUCCAGUUGAAGAAGACAAACUAAAGAGAAAAAAGAAAUUUAAAAAAAUACUUAUCUACAACAACUGCAAACGGCCACACCGUACAUUCUCACAGUUACUUUGGUUGUCAAUUAAACUGUUUGGAAAGCUCUCAACUAUGGAUGUACGAACGAGCAACUUUGCUUAACUAUACCAUAUUUAGUAUUUCUAGGGGAUAGAUUGAAUUUGAUGUGCCAUUAUUUUAGUUCGGUGAAAUACAUUUGUGGAAACUGGGAAUGCUCAUGAAGUUAGAAUAUAAUUUAAAGGAUGAUUUUAUAAUAAUUUUAGUACAUAAUUUAUGAAAGACAAGAGACAUGCGAUGUGAUCCAAUGAAGUAGUUCCAAAGAAAAAUAUAUAUUUUUAGUCGCUAUUCUAAAAAACGGUAUAAUCGAAGGCAGAAAAGUGAAUCAGAAGAGCUGAAGCUUGCAGAAUAACAGCAGUUAACGUUGAGCGAAUGGUGAACGAUUCAGAAAUCAAUGCUGGAAAUAGUGGAGCCUCUUGCAGUUAUUUCUAAUUGACAGUAACUGUUUUUUCAUUCAAGUGCUCUUGUGGUCACGAUAGUUUUAGAUAUUUAGAUAUUUCAAUGAGAUUUAUUCUGCUUAACAUUGGCAACUUAAAUCAGUGGCUCUCGCCUUGUGAAACUUUCAAAGUCGUCUAUAACUGUCACAACUUUCGACGAUUCGCUCACAAUGUUGUGUGUGCGUUUGGAGUGGACUCAAAGUGUGAAGGAAUUUUAUCUUUCCAACAGUUUUUUUGGUAUGGAUAGGACAACAUUAUGUUUAUUUUCUUUUACAAUUUAAAAUGAGCAGAAAAAGAUUGCAGUUAUUACCAUAUAUCGGAGGUAGUUUAUUCAGUAGUAUUUAAAGCCGGCGUUCAUAAAACUUGGUUUGUAUUGUUUCGAAAAAUUGUCAUAAAAUGGCUGAAGAAAAAAAAACUGAUAUCAUUCAAUCAUAUCAUUAGCUGUUAUUCAAGUGUUAUCGUACUGUACUGCUACUACUACAUAUACAUAUUGUAAACAAAAUUGAAGCAUAAAGAAAAAAAAAACUAUAAAUAUACACGAAGAGAGAACAAAGCUAACAACCAAAAAAUGAUUAGAGUUUUUAACGACUAAGGCAAGAGUAUAUUAAUAGCAACUAACCGCGCUAACGGAUUGUAUAAUACGAGAUGUGAAUCGCUUCCGGCCCGGAACGAUAAAUUGUUGAAAACGGUUAUCUGUACACAAAGUGAAACCAAAACUAACAGAAGAAGCUUAACAUUGUAGAAUUGUCCUGAGUAUACACCCCAGGAUGAGAAAAAAAGUACACUAUUGAGGCGAAAUGUAACGUAUACUUAUUCGGAGUUUGCACUUACAGGGAGUGCUGCGCACUUGAAAAUUCAGAAAAAUGUAAAAUAUUCUGUACGAUGUAAUUCACUAGCGAAGAGCAAACCGCCCGCCUGUGAGGGCCAAACUCCGGAUGAUUGCUUUUGGUCCAACGACAUGCCCUGGCAAGCUAUUCAGCAGAGAAACACAAAGUCUUACAACACAUAUCAAAGUAGUGAGUAAUCGAACGAACGGGAGAACUAUGCAAAAUCUGUAUUAUGAUUACCAAAAUAUAUAUAUACUUAUAUGUAUACUAAAUAUAGAACGAAUGAAGCCCACAAUGAUGAAUAUUUGUGAACCAGAUACAUAUCAGCUAUAUUAGGACUUUAAACUUUAGUGAAAUAAAUUGUUGUUAAACUAUUUAAUGAGACAGGAAAAAAGUAUAUAAUUAAAUAUAUCAAGAACAUUA